Molecule: messenger RNA, 2933 nt
Organism: Cheilinus undulatus (humphead wrasse)
Lineage: Eukaryota; Metazoa; Chordata; Actinopteri; Labriformes; Labridae
Gene: tmem209
Product: transmembrane protein 209
Exons: 14
Coding region: 80-1756 (558 amino acids)
Cellular component (GO): membrane
Source: RefSeq, a predicted model, not a curated record
GCAAGAGCUUCCGGUUAAAAUACGAAAUAUGCAGCGCCGCGGUAAUCAUUCACUCUAGCGUGCCUGGACCGUCUGAAACAUGUUGACCCCGCCGAAGGAGGGGAUGCCCAGCAUGAUUGACAGGGCGCUGAGGAUGAGGAGGGAGGAACAGGCUCGACAGAUUGUCCUAGCCUGGGCUGUACUCAACAUGUCUCUAGCAGGCAUGAUUUAUACUGAAAUGUCAGGAAAGCUGCUGAGCCGAUACUACAACAUCACCUACUGGCCUAUCUGGUACAUCGAAUUGGUGCUAGCCUCCCUCUUUAGCCUCAAUGCUCUUUUUGACUUCUGGAAAUAUUUCAAGUACACGAUGGCUCCCUCCACCAUCGCUGUAUCCCCUGAGCAGCACCGCCUCCUGGGUCUCAGAAACACGAGUAUUCAUGCCUCUCCACCCCAAAAGCCAGAAAAAAAGGAGACUCCAGCUCCGGCCCAGUCUUCUCCACUGCAGGGCCAAAGUGUGCUGAGUUUCAGCCCCUCACGACCUGCUACAACCAGCCCCAAGUUCUCUCCUAGUUGUGUACCAGGAUACAGCCCUCCUCUCAGCAACCCAUCCACUCCGAACAGUGCAGGGGGACCUUUUUCCCCAUCAGUGGCUUUUGGCAAGGUGUUGAACUACAGUCCAUCCCCUGGCUCCCCUCCUUAUCCUAGCAGCAUUGGACCAGCAGAGGGAUCCAGCUUGAGAGCUCGGUAUCGUACGUCCCCCUCUGUUUUUAACUCUCCUGGCAGCAAGGAGGACUACAUGGAAGAUCUGAAAAGUUUGGAGAGGUUUCUCCGUACAGAGGAGGAAAAGAGCCACCGGAGCCAGCUGGGGAGUCCUGAGUCCGUGUCUCCGAACCACAGCCCAACAUUUUGGAACUACAAUCGCUCGGUGGGAGAUUAUGCUCAGAGCCUGAGGAAGUUCCUGUACCAGCCAGCAUGUCGCUUUCAGGCCCCGUCUGCACACAAGGAUGAGACGGACCUCGGCUCCAAACAGGCUGCAGAGGAGGUGUGGGCUAGAAUCACAACCAGCCGUCCCGUAGUGGACCGUAUUGACAGCUGGACAGCCAAGCUGAGAAAUUGGAUCAGUGACACCAUCUUGGACCCCCUGGUGAAGGAAUUAGACUCUGUCAACAGCCAUCUGAGGAGGAUGGGCUGUCCUGAGCUCCAGAUCGGAGAGGCCAGCAUAAGCAGCCUGAAACAGGCAGCAGUAAUGAAAGCGUCCUCCAUCCCCACUAUGAACUCUAUUGUUCAGUACUUGGACGUCACUCCCAACCAGGAAUAUCUCGUUGACAGAAUAAAAGAGCUGGCCCACAGCGGCUGCAUGAGCUCCUUCCGCUGGAAUGGUGGCGGUGAUGUGAAGAACAGGAAGUGGGACACAGACCUCCCCACUGACUGUGCAAUCCUCAUGCAUGUGUUCUGUACGUACCUGGACUCAAGACUGCCCCCUCACCCAAAGUACCCAGAUGGGAAGACUUUCACUUCACAGCACUUCAGCCACACACCUGACAAACCUGAUGUAACCAAGGAGAACCUGUUCUGCAUUCACCAAAGCAGCACCACCCCACCUCACUACCAGCUCAUCUACCAGGGGCAUAUCUACAGCCUCCCAAAGGGACGGAACAACCUGUUCCAUACAAUCCUCAUGUUCCUGUUUGUCAUUAAAACUAAAGAGUCAGGGAUGCUGGGGAGAGUAAAUCUUGGACUCUCAGGGGUGAACAUCCUGUGGAUAUUUGAAGACUGAUGCGUCAUCUUUGGCUUGAAACAAACAUCCCCAAAAGAUUCUUUCCCCAUGCACUGGUUGGAUAUUGUUUCAACUUAAGGGCUGCUCUGUCAGUGGCAGGUUGGAAAAAGAGCACUUCGCUUUGAAAGACAAGACUUUUGGACAUUUUUGCAACUCUAGUGUACAAAUUGGUAAAGAUCUGUAUUGUCACUAGUGUUUGAUCAAUGCAUUUGUGUACAACACAGUGUGUUUGAUGCAGUGCAGAGCUAUAUUUUUUAACAGUGUUUGGUGUUCCUGUUUUGUAUUUUGAGAAUGUACCAGCAUGGCAGCCUUGUACAGAAAAUACCUCAGAAGUGUCUCAUGGUCAGGGCUCAGACCCUUUUAGCAUGAAUGCAGAAACAUUAUGUUUGGACUUUUGUUCCUUUAACCUCAACGAACUUUUAACACUGGUAUGCUGUUUUCCCCGUGGUUGAAUUAUUGUUUGCUACAGUAUGGAUGCUGUUCACAUUAGGGAUGCACAAUACUGGAUUUUUGCAUUUAUUUGAUAUGCCAUUACAUAGAAAUCAAUUUUUGCUGUUGCCUAUAUUUAAAUGUAAACCAGACCUAAAAGUUCAGUGAACAAAUUGAAACAUUUCACUCCUUUAAGUAUACUUAAAGUUUAAGGAAUAAUGAAAAAGACUUCAUCUGACGUAGGUCAGUUGGUCCAGCUUCCAACUAACUUAUGUGUUUGCACAGCCAUUAUUUAUGGCUGAUUUACAGCAGAUUUUUUAGCUAAACUAUCUGUUGUACAUAGUCACUGAAAUUUUCAUAUCCGCUGAUAUCAUGCUGAUAAUAUUGUGCAUCCCUAGUUCCCAUGCUUGGAGUAGUUACAGAAUUUGGAAAACUCAAAAAAGAAAGGCAAAAUAUCAAGUGCUCCUCAGUUGCAAAGCUUUUUAUAGGACUAGGCUGCAAUGCGGCUCAAUAAAUUGAUACUUUUGAGACAUGAUGGAAAAAUAAUAGGCCUUAAAAUCACCAAAGUAAUUUAUUUUGAGCAGAGUUUGUUUGGACAAGCGUUGAUAAUGCUGUUGAUCCUACUGUCUCAUGGCGGCCAUUCAUUACAUGCCCCGUUUGGUUUGUUUUCCUUUCUUUUUUUGGGAUCGGGGUUUAGUAAUAGCAUUUUCUACCACUUAAAUAAAACUGAAAUAUGAACUUCACUGCA